UAUCUUUACGACUGAUUCUUCUCUCCGGCGGCCGUGGAACAAUGUGGUCGGCGACGCUCGCUUUCCCUUCCUUAGUGGCUUCUUCAACUUCUCUGUCAUGUUACAGAAACCGUAGACUUCCGAAGAUCCAAGCUUCGCUGUCUAAUUACCCUCUAGCGAGCAAAAUCAUGGUCAGAAAUUUGCCGUUUUCAACAAGUGAAGAUUUUCUACAAAAGGAGUUUUCAGCUUUUGGAGAGAUAGCUGAAGUGAAGCUUGUCAAAGAUGAGUCAAUGAAGAGAUCAAAAGGUUAUGCCUUUGUACAAUUCACGUCUCAAGAUGAUGCAUUUCUCGCCCUAGAGACGAUGGACCGUAGGAUGUACAAUGGUAGGAUGAUUUACAUAGACAUUGCCAAACCAGGGAAGCAUGAUUUCCAACAGCAUCCAAGGACUUCUGGUCCCCCUGAGAAGCUGCAAGUGCCAGAAGAACCGGCCAAUAAUGAAGUCGCUGAUUGCUGGUAUUAGUUGUCAAACCGGCCCACAUUAUACAUAUACUCCCUCCCUUCCCUUUUCCGUUAAGAUAGAUGUUUUAGAAAAUAAUGCUUUAAAUUUUUAAUAGGGCAAAUGAUCAAUAUGAACACAUGUUGUUUUUCUACUGAUAAACAAUCACUGACACGGUUC
Molecule: messenger RNA, 656 nt
Organism: Brassica oleracea var. oleracea
Lineage: Eukaryota; Viridiplantae; Streptophyta; Magnoliopsida; Brassicales; Brassicaceae
Product: glycine-rich RNA-binding protein 4, mitochondrial-like
Exons: 4
Coding region: 42-500 (152 amino acids)
Biological process (GO): mRNA splicing, via spliceosome
Cellular component (GO): precatalytic spliceosome; U1 snRNP; U2-type prespliceosome
Molecular function (GO): U1 snRNA binding; mRNA binding
Source: RefSeq, a predicted model, not a curated record